UGCCCGUCCCCCUUAAACGGGACCAAUAACAAAAUUACAAGUUCACCAAAAAGAGCGCGUGAACCAUGUUAACAAAAGGGGCAAACUUACUCUGUAAGCUUAAAAUUCUAGGGUUUUGAUCGUGUUUAACAAACGGAUGCCGGAACGUUCACUCUGUUUCUGACGUAAUCGCCGGAUUUUUGCCACCGGAAAGAUUUUGGAGUUUCGUAAAUGGGCGUUCCUAAGCAAAGGUGGACGUCAGAAGAGGAGGCUGCUCUUAAAGCUGGAGUCGUCAAGCAUGGACCUGGCAAAUGGAGCACGAUUCUCAAAGACCCAGAGUUUGAAUCUGUCUUGCGAUUACGUUCCAAUGUGGACCUUAAGGACAAAUGGAGAAAUAUGCACUCCAUGCCUGGUGGAUGUGGAUCCCGUCAAAGGGCUAGACCUACAAGAUCAAAAGCACAGCCUGUUUUCACUGCUUUUAAAGAUGAAAAUGACAUGCAAAUUUGUCUUCCAGAUUCUUCUACAGAAUUAGCUGAAACAUUGCAAUAUGGUAGUUCUAAGAGGCCAAUGCCAAGGUUGGAUACUCUUAUACUGAAAGCCAUAGCUAAUCAAAAGGAGUCGCGUGGUUCGAGUCGCGCUGCAAUCAUUGAAUACAUAGAGGAGAAGCAUUCUGCACUUCCGAACCUUGAAAAAUCGUUGAAAGCAGAGUUAAAAACAUUGACAGAUAGUGGAAAACUAGUUAAGGUAAAGCAUCGAUACAAAAUAGCACAAACUUUGAAUUCAGAUGUAAAAAAGAAUCCGUCCCUAUUGGUUCAAGAAGUAAAGAACGAAUGCGGCCCGAUGAGCGCUCCGAAGAUUCUGACGAAAGCAGAAAUUGAUGCGGAGUUGGAGAAGAUGAGGGGCAUGACGCCACAGCAGGCGGCUGCCAUGGCGGUGAAGGCGGUUGCGGAGGCUGAAGCGGCUAUUGCGGCGGCUGAAAGGGCGGCAAAGGAAGCGGAGACUGCGGAAGCGGAUGCGAAUUUAGCUAAAGUGUUUGCUGCUGCCGCUGCAAUGCGUGCGGUCAAGCAAACCACCCUUUGCACAUGACUUUAGUGACGAUGAAAUGGGGUUCUUAACAAGAUGUGUGGUAGACUCGUGUUGAGAGAUGUGCAGGACUGUCAAUUGUAAAGGUUCCCACUCAUGAAAGUUUAAAAAUUGGUUCUCUUUUGAGGUAUAGAUUGGAGGGUAUAAGUAGAUACACACACGCUACUAGUCGUUUUUGGUGUUGGAACAAGUUUGUUGUUUUUGAGAUGGAAAUCGGUUGUGUUUGGGCUUGGUGAUAUA
Messenger RNA from Helianthus annuus (common sunflower), 1302 nucleotides. RefSeq names its product telomere repeat-binding factor 1. Gene Ontology annotation, biological process: nucleosome assembly. Gene Ontology annotation, cellular component: nucleosome. Gene Ontology annotation, molecular function: double-stranded telomeric DNA binding. The transcript is spliced from 6 exons. The record is from RefSeq and is a predicted model, not a curated record. Bases 211 to 1065 code for a protein of 284 amino acids. Lineage: Eukaryota; Viridiplantae; Streptophyta; Magnoliopsida; Asterales; Asteraceae.